AACACUGCUGAACACUGUUUGGCCAAGGAAUCUGAUUGACAUUUGCAGGAGGAAUCACACAAUUUUUCUUUAUUAUUGCAACUAAAAGGACGAAACUGAACAUUCAGAGUCGAUUUACCCAGUGAUAAUUGCACGCAUUUUUCUCAACUAUCAGAUAAUGGAGGAUAUAGCAUUUUCGGAUCAGAACCGUGUACGAAUCCACGCAGUGCAGAGCUCUUUCCGCCGCACUGGAAAGACACUUCUGAUACCUGGACGUGUUCUGGUGGGAGAGGGUCGCUUGCUGAAGUUGUGCAGGCGUGGACCCAAGCCCAAAAUGUUUUUCCUCUUCAAUGACAUCUUAGUCUAUGGCAGUAUCAUGGUGCCUGGUCAUUGGAACAGUAACCAGCAGAUCAUCCCUUUGGAAGAGGUGCACCAGGAAGAUCUUGAAGAUGGAUUGGCAUUGGCUAACCAAUGGCUUAUCCGCACACCACGGAAGUCCUUCUAUGUGGUGGCUGCCUCAGCUGAGGAGAAGCGUGCAUGGAUGGGGUACAUUGAGCAGCAUAGGGCCCUGCUCUUGCAAAGUAAGGGCCUCCCCAUCGUCAGCACCGCUGUUAGGAACUUUGCUGCUACCUGGAUCCCUGAUAUGGCUUCAGCCAUCUGUAUGCGUUGUUCUGAACGCUUCAACGUUACCAAUCGGAGGCACCACUGCCGGAUGUGCGGCUUUAUAGUAUGCAACGAUUGCUCCAAGAAUCGGGCCAUGUUACACAACAUCUCCUCCAGACCAGUGCGAGUUUGCUGGCAUUGUAUGAACAACAUGCAAGAUGGACUAGAGCAGGGAAAGAAAACAUCCAAGGGAAAGAAUUGGAAGAACUCCUCAUUGGAGGACUCACCGUCACAACCCGAAUUUGAAACUUCCAGCGAAGAAGAGCUCGAGGAGCAGAUUGAAUACCAGGUGCCCACCAAGUGGUUCAGCAACCACCUGGAUAAUAACUCCCCUUAUUGUUAUCUAAAUCUCGAGCACAUAAAACCUCCCGUCAGUAGACUUUGCAACUAGACAGAAGUGAGAACUCACGAUAAUGAUGAACAUUGCUGGAAUAAAGCACGUGUUGCACCAAAACAUCUGGUGCACAGAGUAGAUUGCCAGCAGGUAUUGAGUAUUUUGCACUAUAGUCACUUCUACAUCUUGUAUUUUGCACUCUUAUUUUGUGUUGUAUUAUCAUGCGUUUUUGAAUGUAUACUGUAAUAUAAUUGUAUAGAAUAUGUUUUAUGGCUUAUCUGGUGUAAAAACAUAAUGUACAAAAUGUGAAAUGUGUGUACAUUGUAAUCAAGACA
Molecule: messenger RNA, 1311 nt
Organism: Xyrauchen texanus (razorback sucker)
Lineage: Eukaryota; Metazoa; Chordata; Actinopteri; Cypriniformes; Catostomidae
Product: pleckstrin homology domain-containing family F member 2-like
Exons: 2
Coding region: 158-1033 (291 amino acids)
Molecular function (GO): metal ion binding; phosphatidylinositol binding
Source: RefSeq, a predicted model, not a curated record